This is a messenger RNA of Esox lucius (northern pike), 596 nucleotides long. RefSeq names its product syncollin. Gene Ontology annotation, cellular component: secretory granule membrane. The transcript has a single exon. NCBI's taxonomy places the organism in Eukaryota, Metazoa, Chordata, Actinopteri, Esociformes, Esocidae. The record is from RefSeq and is a predicted model, not a curated record. Bases 15 to 410 code for a protein of 131 amino acids. Gene Ontology annotation, biological process: exocytosis.
UCCACAAGGUAACCAUGAAGGUGACGAUCGCUUUGCUCCUGAGCACUUUGUGCUUUGCAGUCCUUAACGCUCAGUGCCCGGAACCCAAUGCGUUGAAAGAUGCAGAUGGCGUGAAGCUUUGUGCACGCAUGUUCGAGCACAGUAACAUUUAUUUUGAGCAAAGUUGCGGGGGAGAGUAUCUUGAUGCCUACCCAGGUGAUGACGUCCCUACCAUCCCUCGUAAAUGGAACAACCGCGUGUCUUCCUUGGUGGUGGCGAGGGGUUGCAGCCUCACUGUUUGGCAAUACACCAAGAAGCGCGGGUCCAGAUCCAAGUUUGGAGCUGGAAUCAAAUAUCGCCUGAAAGACUCAAUGCAAGGUCUUUUUGGUAAUUGGGAAAAUUCCAUCUCUGCGUACUACUGUGUGUGCUAAAGGCAGAGGACAUGUCUUCUCCGACACCAGAUACUUCUUCAGAAUUGCCUUGUGCAAUUUGCCUGAGGACGUUUAGAGUUCAUGCAAGAGUCGACAAACACUGUGCUCUGCCAGUCAAGACAGUAUAUGGCUGCGUGAUGGUGAUAUCUUGUGUCUGGAGAAUAAACUCCUUUCUGCAAAAAAAUC